AUGUCCGAACCAGUGAAGCGACGCAGGCGGCCCGCCGUGGCCUGCGUUCUUUGCCGCAAGAGGAAAAUUAAAUGCAACAGAGAAUUCCCGUGCAACAACUGCAUUCGGUCGAGAACAGGCGACUGCGUGUAUGAGACGCGACCUGUCGAGACGUCUGAACCACCACGCAGUGCGCCCGCGAACACCAACUUGAGCGGGGGACAAUGGAAGCCGCACCAGCAGGCCAUCCUCCCCAGUCCUUAUCCUCAGAUCAGCGCAGCGAAAUCAAACCUCGGAUCUGAUGAUUCGAGUCCCAAUUCCACGCAGUCGCCACCACUCCCAAACUCUUCGCAUGAAAAUGAAGCAAACCGACUACGGUCAAGGAUUCGAGAGCUCGAAGACCAGUUAUCGAGAGUCAGCAUAGAGUCUAGCAGCUCCAGCCCCCUCGCAACUUGCGAAACCCCCAUCGGCAAUGGCGGUCCGAUGAUUGCGCGGAGCAUGAUGCACAAGACAAGAAUGUUUGGUCAGAGCCACUGGUGCGUGACUGGUGUUCUUUUGAUUCGCGACAUUUUCGAAACCAUAGAUGCGCAGCUGCAAGAACGCGGUGCCAAGGCCUGGGCCGGCAUCGCAAGAUGCAAGAUGCUGGCUCGAUUCAUUAAAGUCAGGCGAUCGCCCGCCUGGCCUGCUUUACGAAAUUCUCCCCUGCCUGAAAAAUGCGUUGCUGACGCGCUGGUGAAAAACUACCUGGAAAAUAUGGAAUUACUGUACCGCGUACUACAUAUUCCCACAUUUCAGGAGCGGUACAACGCGCUGUGGACAUCAGACACGACGCCGGACCCAGCCUUUCUCGUCCAAGUCAAGCUUGUGCUGGCGUUGGGCGCCGUCACAUAUGACGAGACCUUUUCGCUGAGGACAUGCGCCAUGCAGUGGGCUUACGAGGCACAGACAUGGCUAACGGAGCCCAAGUUCAAGGCUCGACUGGACAUUCAGACAAUACAAACGAAUGUUUUACUCUUGUUUGCGCAGGAACGGCUUGGAAUCAUUGGGGAUUCCAUGUGGAUUUCCGUGGGAGGACUGGUACGCCGUGCCAUCUACAUGGGCCUACAUCGAGACCCUGCUCGACUACCCGACAGGACUAUACUCGCGUGUGAGAUGCACCGACGACUGUGGAAUACCAUAAGCGAGUUGAAUCUUCAAUCAAGUCUUGGCUCCGGCGGUCCUGUCUUCAUGUCUAUGAGCGAUUUUGACACGCUGUCGCCUGGCAAUUUCGAUGACGAGCAGUUACUCGAGCUUGAUCCUGUCCCGCGGCCACCGCACGAGUGCACACAGAUGACCAUGGCAUUGGCGCUACGGGAGACAUUCUCACAGCGUCUGGAUGCUCUGCGAUUCUUAAAUGACGUGUCUUCUGGCGGAUCCUACGAAGAGACCCUACGCUUAGACGCGGAGCUGCGCGCAAGCUACAAGCUGCUAGGUCGACGCCUUCAGUCGUGCCGCGGGCAAGGCGCCAAAGCAUCGUUGACUAACAUUGAGCUCCGCAUUCUGGACAUCAUCAUGUAUCGAUACCUAACAGCACUGCACGUGCCCUACUUUGUCGCGGCGAUGGAAGAAGCCAAAUACGCCUACUCGCGGGCCGUUGUGGUGGACUGCGCUCUGAAGGUAUGGACCUCGCUGGCCGGCAGCACAUCGAUUCGCGGCGGCGUGUCGGCUGCGCACUCACCACUGCCGUUUGAAGCGACGGAUUAUCUGCGGCGGCAGGUGACGCGCGGCAUGGGCUUCUUUACGAUUGCGGCGAUGCACUCGGCGUUGCUCGUCGUCAUGGAACUCCGCGCGCAGCUCAAGGAGAGCGACGGGCUCGGGCCCAAGCUGCUCCGUCCAGAUCUCCUCGCCGUUCUGGAGCAGAGUCAGGAAUGGUCUCUCGAGGUCAUCCGCGCAGGGCACACCAACGUGAAGGGAUAUCUCUUGCUGCGCAUUAUUGCGGAGCACGUUGACGGCAUAUCGCAGAACCUAUCGCAAGAGGCGCUCGUCGAGAAUCUAUUGCGCGCGGCUACGGAGGUGUCGGAGACAUGUGGUGGCCUGCUGACAGAGAUGGCUGAGAAGCUCACGGGGGGAGAGAGUAGUGUGAUGCAGCCGGCUGCGGCGGCGCCGAUGCCGACGCCGCCAGACAUGAGCGGGGAUUGGGCCUUUACAGGCCUGGAUGAGUUGCUGGCUUCUACCGAAUCAAAAACUGAAGGCUGGCCAGCCAGUUACGGCUACUCUAUGGACGAGUUUGAAUGGGCCAUGUUUGACGGCUAA
Akanthomyces muscarius is the source of this 2271-nucleotide messenger RNA. RefSeq lists its product as uncharacterized. Gene Ontology annotation, biological process: DNA-templated transcription; regulation of transcription by RNA polymerase II. The transcript has 5 exons. Gene Ontology annotation, molecular function: zinc ion binding; RNA polymerase II cis-regulatory region sequence-specific DNA binding; DNA-binding transcription activator activity, RNA polymerase II-specific. Lineage: Eukaryota; Fungi; Ascomycota; Sordariomycetes; Hypocreales; Cordycipitaceae. Gene Ontology annotation, cellular component: nucleus. The coding region runs from base 1 to 2271 and encodes 756 amino acids. The record is from RefSeq and is a predicted model, not a curated record.